Molecule: messenger RNA, 1737 nt
Organism: Salvia hispanica
Lineage: Eukaryota; Viridiplantae; Streptophyta; Magnoliopsida; Lamiales; Lamiaceae
Product: ARM repeat superfamily protein
Biological process (GO): proteasome assembly
Cellular component (GO): cytosol
Source: RefSeq, a predicted model, not a curated record
ACAGUAUUUAGCCACCGCUUUCCACCGUCACUUUGUUUCGUCUACAGCAAGAAAUGAAGGAGGAAUUCACCGUCGAUCCUGCUCAGCUUCUCGCAGCGGCUUCCGAUUUCGCUCAACAACCAGGUGCUAUCUCAGACAUUUCAGCUCAUGAGUUCCUCACCCGCUUUCCACUUCCUGCCAUUUUCGGCGCUUUGCAAACGGAUGCGAGUUACCCUGGUCUGGAGAGUGCUUUGGUCGAAUGUUUGGAGAGGGUAUUCCGAACUAAAUAUGGAGCAUCGCUUAUUCCACACUAUAUGCCUUUCGUUUUGGUUGGCCUUGGGUCAGAUUCUCAGAAAGUGAAACGACUGGCCAGUAUAGCUAUAUCAUGUCUACUGGAGCAUACAGAUAAAAGGGUUGCUAUCCAAUUAGUUCUUCAACAUAGUAUUUAUCCCCUUUUGCUUGGUUGCUUCAUUGAUGGUGAUGAGCAAGUGGCUGCUGCUUCAACAGAUGCCAUUAAAAGUUUGGCUAGCUACCCUGAAGGCAUGGGGGUUAUCUUUCCAGAAAAUGUUAAUGAAGCUACACAUCUUGGAAAUGUAGCAGAGAAAUGCACAUCACUGGGAAGAGUUCGUGUUCUAGCUUUGAUAGUGAAGCUCUUCUCUAUUUCAAGCUCAGUGGCAUCAGAAGUAUCAAAAUCAAAUUUUCUAAGUCUACUGGAGGCAGAAGUCAGAAAUACAAAUGACACUCUAGUUACUUUGAGUGUGCUGGAACUUAUUUAUGAGCUGGUGGAAGUUCAACAUAGUGCUGAAUUUUUGUCAAAAACAAUCCUGCUCCAACUUCUUAUUUCCAUAAUCAGCAAUGGAGCUGCGGAGUCCAUUUUAAGAUCUAGGGCAAUGAUGAUAACUGGAAGGCUUCUGUCCAAGGAAAAUGCUUUUGCGUUCAUUGAUGAAUCCAGUUUUAAAAAUGUUAUAUCUGCAAUUGAUAAGAGGUUUGAGUUCCUCGAAAGUCAAGAUGCAGAUGAAUGUGAAUGUGCUGUUGAAGCACUGGGUCAAAUUGGAUCUUCAUUCCAGGGAGCAACUAUUAUUCUGUCAAAUACGCCUCCUGCUGCGAGACAUGUUGUUGAUGCUGCUUUUGACCGACAACAGCAUGGUAAACAGCUGGCUGCCUUGCAUUCUCUUGCAAACAUCGCUGGUGAAACACGAAUGGGAAAUAAUGUGCUCCUGACAAGGGUGGCUGAAGAAAACCUUAAGAGCCUGAUUUAUGAUCAAGCAUCCAAAACACCCAAGCUGAUCCCCUCAGGCCUCCUCCUAUCAGUUCUUCAGCAGGGUUCUGAAAUCCGUAUUGCGGGAUACAGAUUGAUUAGUGGUUUGGUUGCUCGACCUUGGUGUCUGAUUGAAAUAAUCUCUAGACCGGAGAUAAUUGAGAUAAUUACCGACGCCCUUACAGAAACCAGCAAGAUAGGAAUGGAAGCUAGACACAAGUGUUGUGAAACAGUGUUCGGGGCCUUCACAGCAUCUAGUAAACUUGUCAAUGAUCCUGCCUAUUCUGGCCUGACAUCAAAGCUACAGGAAGCAAUCAGAAAGGGGCCUUAUGGUGGUAGGAAGCGAAUCGAAGCUCAGCCAACUGUAGCAACGGCCGACUGAUUUUAACUCUAUCAAUAAAUAGACUUUUGUCUGUUUUAGUAUUUCAUGGCUCGACAUUCUAUAAUAUUCUAAGGUUGUAGCAAAAUUAUUAUGAAUAAUUUUUCUCAGUUUUCCUAAA